This is a messenger RNA of Acaulospora morrowiae, 816 nucleotides long. The record is from the annotation of a GenBank genome assembly. NCBI's taxonomy places the organism in Eukaryota, Fungi, Glomeromycota, Glomeromycetes, Diversisporales, Acaulosporaceae.
AUGGAUCACUCGAAUCCGAACGUUGGCGCCAUGGUCAAGGCGAAACGCAAGCGUGCCAACCCCAAUCAGUUAAAGGUGUUGAACGAGGUGUUCCAGCAAACCUUCUUCCCCUCAACCGAGCAGAGAAUUCAGUUGGGCAAACAAUUGGGCAUGUCACCGAGGACGGUUCAAAUAUGGUUCCAAAAUAAGAGGCAAAGCUGGCGCAGCAAGACGCGUGCCACCUCAUCAUCGCCAAACAAGGACGAGGAAGAUCAAGCUGACAGUGAGAUGGUCAACGGAAAAUUACCCUCUCGAAGAUCGAGUAAUUCCAGCCUAUCUUCAUCCGAUGACGAAGACCUAGGCCAAAGGUCGAUUCCCGACUCUCCUUUGGACACACCAUAUCAUCUUCAUCACCGCGGCGACUAUUUUUCACAUGGUUCUCAGAUGAACAGCAGCAGCGAAAGCGUCAAUCCUCCCUCUUCAGCUAUCAACGGGUCGAGCUCUUAUUUCACACAACAAUCCUCGCCCCCAUCUGACGGAGACUAUUAUCGUUCCAAUGGACACGUGAUGAGCUCGGGAGCUGCAAACAUCGUGUCAUCCUCUCCAUCAUCACUCCCUCCACCCUUGUCAAUGACAGCACCGUUGCCACCGUUCGGCCAGUCACCAUCGAAUAACACGCCCGGUUAUUCGCAUGGCACCUCCAAUGGCAACGGUUCAUUCAAUAACAGGCUACCCGCACCUAUCCUAACCACUCCAUUCACCCAUCAUCGCCACCAUCUUCCCACACAACCUCAGCCAACUUUUGGGUAUCAAUCGGCUGUCACCAGCGGCAUUUGA